AUGUUGAUGUGACUGUAUGACUCAUAUAAGAGUGAGUAACAAGCUGUCCGUUGUUUUGCUUACCUAAGAUUACAGAUGUGAGCUGUCAAAGAUGAUAAAUAAUUUAAUAUAAAGUUGUUAUUUCGUAAAUAAUUAAAUUUAUCGAUUAUGGACCCGAGGAAGAAUGAAACUUGUGAUUUAUCGGAUGUUAUUUUAAACGAAAUUGAUACUGGCACGCAAGAUCGUAAGUCGUUAAAACGACCAAAGCGUGUAUUGCAUUUUUCGGAUGGUGAUUUAGAAGAAUAUUCUGAAGACGAAACAGAUGUACCGCAUAUAAAUGCCACAGUGAAUCAAAUAGAUCCAAAAUCUCUGAAUUGGUUACCGUGGGCAUGGUAUCAAACCACUUCAAUUGGUAAUAAAGUACUGGAAGGAUGUGAUUGUGUAGGUGAAUGGUUAGCGGGCUUUUUCGGGAUUACAUCACCCAAGUAUCAGUUUGAAAUCAAUGAAUUCUAUAGAGUUCAAGCUCUUGAAAAUAAAAUGCAACGUAAACAGGAUUUGGAAAUGGGUGGGUGGAAUGAACACAGCAAAAAUAAUAUUGUAAAUAAUGUGCAAUGAAUGUAUUAUUAAAUUA
Molecule: messenger RNA, 610 nt
Organism: Bombus pascuorum
Lineage: Eukaryota; Metazoa; Arthropoda; Insecta; Hymenoptera; Apidae
Product: protein FAM177A1
Exons: 3
Coding region: 148-594 (148 amino acids)
Source: RefSeq, a predicted model, not a curated record